Plasmodium falciparum 3D7 is the source of this 411-nucleotide messenger RNA. Lineage: Eukaryota; Apicomplexa; Aconoidasida; Haemosporida; Plasmodiidae. The record is from RefSeq and is a predicted model, not a curated record.
AUGGCAAGAACUAAACAAACAGCAAGAAAAUCCACAGGAGGAAAGGCCCCAAGAAAACAACUCGCAUCCAAGGCAGCAAGAAAAUCAGCCCCAGUAUCCACUGGAAUUAAAAAGCCACAUAGAUAUCGUCCAGGAACUGUUGCUUUAAGAGAAAUUAGAAAAUUCCAAAAAUCUACUGAUCUUUUAAUUAGAAAAUUACCAUUCCAAAGAUUAGUAAGAGAAAUUGCACAAGAAUAUAAAACUGAUUUAAGAUUCCAAUCUCAAGCAGUUUUAGCUUUACAAGAAGCAGCAGAAGCUUACUUAGUAGGACUUUUUGAAGAUACUAACUUGUGUGCAAUUCAUGCUAAGAGAGUUACCAUUAUGCCAAAAGAUAUCCAAUUGGCUAGACGUAUCCGUGGAGAAAGAUCAUAA